Messenger RNA from Zingiber officinale, 3170 nucleotides. Its product is annotated as beta-galactosidase 6-like. The record is from RefSeq and is a predicted model, not a curated record. Gene Ontology annotation, cellular component: vacuole; cell wall. The transcript is spliced from 19 exons. Bases 366 to 2897 code for a protein of 843 amino acids. Gene Ontology annotation, molecular function: beta-galactosidase activity; carbohydrate binding. Lineage: Eukaryota; Viridiplantae; Streptophyta; Magnoliopsida; Zingiberales; Zingiberaceae. Gene Ontology annotation, biological process: carbohydrate metabolic process.
GGCGGUGGCGAUGGCGAGGUUCAGACUUCAGAGUGAAUAGCAAUAGCAAUAACAAUAUCCGGUGUGAAUGCCACCUAUCGUACGUCCUUCCUUCCAGCCCUCGUUCACGCAUCCUGCGUUCUCCUGUAUUUUUCAUGGAUGACUCACCCCAGCUGCGACUCUUCUUUCUUCUACCACAAAUAGCAACCACUCCAUCCUUAGAAAUAAAAGUAGCUACCAGGAAAGAAGAAGCAGACAAAAGCUGACUGCGUUGCUUCCCCUCCCAACUUACUACAUUACGUACGCAUCUUCCUGUUAACCACAAACAAAUACCCUUCGAUCUCUCGUCGCAGCUGGAUGGAGGGAGGGAGUUAGGGAGGGAGAAGAUGGCACCACCACCGCUUCUACAAUUCCUGUUGUUGCUGUUGCUUUGCUGCGACCUUCAGCUCUGUGCCGCAGCCAAUGUGUCGUACGAUCACAGGGCUCUGGUCGUGGAUGGCAGUCGGAGAGUGCUCAUCUCCGGUUCCAUUCACUACCCUCGCAGCACUCCUGAGAUGUGGCCUGACCUCAUCGACAAGUCCAAGGACGGCGGGCUCGACGUCAUUGAGACCUACGUCUUCUGGAAUCUCCAUGAACCCGUCCAGGGCCAAUAUGAUUUCGAGGGGAGGAAGGAUUUGGUGAGGUUUGUGAAGACAGUAGCGUCGGCCGGCCUCUACGUUCACCUUCGGAUAGGCCCUUACGUCUGCGCUGAAUGGAAUUAUGGGGGAUUUCCAGUUUGGUUGCAUUUCAUCCCUGGAAUUAAGUUUAGGACCGACAAUGAGCCCUUCAAGAGAGAGAUGCAGCGGUUCACAGCGAAGAUCGUCGAUAUGAUGAAGCAGGAAAAAUUGUAUGCAUCACAAGGCGGACCCAUCAUUUUAUCCCAGAUUGAAAAUGAAUACGGAAACGUCGACGAACAUUAUGGUCCUGCAGCUAAAACAUAUAUCAAUUGGUCAGCAUCAAUGGCUACCUCUCUAGACACUGGUGUACCAUGGGUGAUGUGCCAACAAUCUGAUGCCCCUGAUCCAAUUAUCAACACUUGCAAUGGAUUUUACUGUGAUCAGUUUACUCCAAACUCAAAUCAGAAACCAAAAAUUUGGACAGAGAAUUGGAGUGGAUGGUUUCUUGACUUCGGUGGUAGAGUGCCAUAUAGACCUGUUGAAGAUCUUGCAUUUUCUGUAGCUAGAUUCUUCCAACGUGGUGGUACCUUCCAAAACUACUACAUGUACCACGGAGGAACCAAUUUUGGCCGUUCUUCAGGGGGACCAUUUAUUUCUACAAGCUAUGAUUAUGAUGCUCCUAUUGAUGAGUAUGGAAUUGUUAGGCAACCUAAGUGGGGUCACCUUAGAGAUUUACAUAAAGCGAUUAAGCUUUGUGAAAAAGCAUUGAUUGCAACUGAUCCAACAUACACUUCUCUUGGUCCAAACUUAGAGGCUCAUGUUUAUAAGACAUCCUCUGGGACCUGUGCAGCAUUUCUUGCUAAUGUAAAUUCCAACUCUGAUGCGAUUGUUACUUUUUAUGGUAAAACAUACCAUUUAGCAGCAUGGUCUGUGAGUGUUCUUCCUGACUGCGAAAAUGUUGUUUUCAAUACUGCACAGAUAAUUUCUCAAGCUACUCUUUCAGAGACCAAAUAUGUAAAGACUUAUAGUCAGGAAUCAGAUCAACCCAUAUUUACCUCUGAAAUAACUGAGUCAGGAUGGAAAUAUGUCCAAGAACCUGUGGGUAUCUCGAAGACCAGUGCUUUUAAAAGAGAAGGAUUACUUGAGCAGAUAAAUACUACUGGUGAUGUCAGUGAUUACCUCUGGUAUUCGAUAAGUGUCAAUAUAACUGGAAAUGAACCAUUUCUUUUCAAUGAAACUCAAUCUAUACUACAUGUGGAAUCUCUUGGCCAUGUCCUCCAUGCUUUUGUUAAUGGGCAGUCAACAGGUAGUGGGAUAGGCAACAGUGAUAAUGUAAACGUUUUCCUGGAGACAACAGUAUCACUUGUCCCAGGAAAGAACAUUAUUGAUCUUUUGAGUGUGACAGUUGGUCUUCAGAACUAUGGUCCAUUUUUUGACCUAUCGGGUGCUGGAGUAACUGGUCCUGUGCUGUUGAAGGGCCAAAGCGGCAGGAUAGAUCUAUCUUCAAACUUGUGGACAUAUCAGAUUGGACUUCGAGGCGAAGAUUUGGGCUUGUCUGAUUCAUCAAUAUGGAUUUCACAAGAUGUCUUGCCGAAGAAUUCGCCUUUGAUAUGGUACAUGACUGACUUUGAUGCCCCUGCUGGGAAUGAUCCUGUUGCAAUAGAGUUUACCGGUAUGAGAAAGGGUAUGGCAUGGGUAAAUGGAGAAAGCAUUGGGCGGUAUUGGCCAGCAUAUCUUGCCCCACAAACUGGCUGCUCGUUGUGCAACUAUAGAGGCGCUUACAGUUCUGACAAGUGCUUAAAGAACUGUGGAAAGCCGUCUCAAACACUAUAUCAUGUUCCUCGUUCGUUCAUUCAACCCGGCAAAAAUAAACUUAUUCUCUUCGAGGAAAUGGGUGGUGAUCCGACGAAGAUAUCUUUCACUACGAGGCAAACAACAAGCCUUUGUGGAUACAUUUCCGAAUCUCAUCCAGCACCAGUGGAUGCUUGGAAUACUGCAAAGAACCAGGUACCAGUGCUCCAUCUUGAAUGUCCCUAUUCUAGGCAGGUCAUUUCUUCAGUAAAAUUUGCAAGCUUUGGCACUCCAUCCGGCACUUGCGGGAGGUACGAGCAUGGCAAAUGCAGAGGUUCAUCAGCUCUUGCUAUUGUUCAGGAGGCAUGCGUUGGUGCGAAGAGCUGUGAUGUGGAGGUAUCAACUAAGUUAUUUGGCGAUCCAUGUGCAAAUGUUAGCAAGAGCCUUGCAGUCGAAGCUGCGUGCUCUUGAUGGAAUGAGAAGCUAAGGCUGCGCAUUCAAUUAAUCCGAGUGGCGGGAAUAAAAUGUACAGAAGAUGGAAGCAAAAGGACAGCUGAUGAAAACUACAUAAGUUUAGAAAUUGGACGAUAAACUUUCAAUAUAUUAUGUUAUUGAAACUAAUUUGUACUUUGUAGCUUGAAAUUGAGAGAUAUCAAACAACAAUUCCAAUAAACUAUUUUAAUUAUGCAUAUAACAAAAGUAAACUUAAAGCAAAGUUAUGUAAAAUAGUGAUUAUAUUUGUUA